AGCACGGGACGGUUGGUCUCUUAAAAUACGAAGAGACACCAUGUGGCAAGCGAGCAAAUAUGAAAACAAUAAAUAAUCUAAGAUACAGAGAGAAAUGAAAUUAUUAAUCUAAUUGGGUUUUUUCUUAUUUUCUCUGGAAACAGGCGAAAACAAAAAAGAACAAAAGAAAACAAAAAGAGAAAUGAAAGGGCGUCGAAAAUUUUAUUUGGCAGAUGUCGUUGGAAGCUUUGAAUGCACAAGUCGUAGAGACUCGGUUAUACAAAUUCGCAUCGACUCCAGCUGUCUGUCUGACAUGAGUCAACAUGAUUUUUGACAUGAGUCAACAUGAUUUUGGUUCGACUCGUGUCAGGCGCAUAGCACUGGAACGGUGUCCUUCUAGGAGUGCGGCUUACUUCAAUGAUUUACAGUCCAUGCCUUAGCCAUACCCAUAUACCAGAAGGGAGAGAGAGAGAGAGAGCGAGCCAUGGACCACAGGUUGUUUUAUGCAUGCGUGCUCGAUAAUUAUGUCGACUUCAUGGAGCUAGUUAGGCAGAAUGAGCGGAUGCUAGACGAGCAAGUAGAAAUCACUUUAGACACCCCACUUCAUUUGGUGUGCAGGUUCGGGUGUGUGGAAAUAGCACGGGAGAUCGUUAGGCGAAGACCGUGCAUGGCUUUCUCCCUGAACCGCAGACAGCAGUCUCCAAUGCACAUGGCUGUUGAAUAUAACCAAGAUUACAUUGUGAAUGCCUUUCUAGGCAAUGAACACCGAUACCUGUAUUGCCAACGUGAUGGGCAGGGUCUAGAACCCAUCCAUCACAUGGCCUCGAAGGGGCAAGAGAACAUGUUGUUUGCAAUCCUCCGGUCCUGGCCGAACUCGGCCGCGAGCCUCACCGAUGAAGGCAGGAACGUUCUUCAUCUGUGUGUCGUGCAUGAACAUGGUGACUUUAUUAUCGAUUUGAUCCGAGGUUUUGAUCGUGUGCGCCAACUCAUUCAGCAGCGCGAUAAUCACGGCGACACUGUUUUGGAUCUUGCAAAUAACUUGAAUAUGAGACCUGAGGUAAGAAAUGCCAUCCACAUAUUUUGUUAAGCUCGUACUCAGUGUUUGGAUGCCAUCCCCUCAUCAAAGCAGAUUGUUUGGAUGAACCUAGUGUUUUAAAACGCAGAUUGGAAACCAGUGUUUUAAAAUGCAGAUUGAUCAGGUGGAUGGUUUGGCCCACAGAUCUAUGUUGGAUCUCUGGGUUAGGUUUUUUUUUUCCAAAAAAGAAAAAAAUAUAUAUGAAAAAACGGGUUUUAAGGUGGAUACCAUCCCAUAGCCAGUUGGGUCUCCACCUAUUCCCAUCUAAACCAGCGAUUUGGAUUGAAAAUCAGCGGGUUUUUAAAACACUGACCUAACCGACGAACUGUGGUGAUUUCUCCAAAAUUUCCCGGUUCAAUGGGGAACUAUUUUGCUGAAAAUUGGAGUCAAUAGAAUUUUUUAAAA
Messenger RNA from Amborella trichopoda, 1459 nucleotides. RefSeq lists its product as uncharacterized. NCBI's taxonomy places the organism in Eukaryota, Viridiplantae, Streptophyta, Magnoliopsida, Amborellales, Amborellaceae. Gene Ontology annotation, molecular function: protein binding. Gene Ontology annotation, cellular component: plasma membrane. The record is from RefSeq and is a predicted model, not a curated record.